CUUAGCAGUUGGAGCUACAGAAAUCAAAGAACAACAUAAAGCAUAAAUGGGAUCACUACAAUAAAAUACAGAUGCAGUAUUUAUAAGAGAAAUACUUGGACCAUGGAAACACUUGGGCGAAAGUGAAAAGCAAUUUCAGACAGGGGCAAGAGUAUUAAUGUCCUCAAACAUAUUCAACGUAUUUAAAAUGUGUGCAGGCAAGCAGCCGCUGACAGAAAAUGAUAUUGAACAUGGUACAAGCAGGGACCCGCCUGGCAAGAAAAAACACAGAUUACUCCAUAUAAAGGCUAUUAAAAAAUUAUUUUACUGUAAAAGAACAACAGGGGAUCCAAACAACCAACAGAUUAUCCAUGAAAAUAUAACAGCUGAAAGUAUUCAGAGGGACAUUGAUCAAAAAUUAUUCUCUAAGGCCAGCAAUGAUCUGAUCAUGUUGGAACAAGAGUGCUACAGUAAUACUGAUGAUGAACUACACCAUGAAAACAAAAAAAAGGUUGAGUCUCUUUAUAAGGUAUUGGAGGAUAUGGUAUUUACAGUAAUAAAAGAUUCAAUCACAAUGGAAUGCGAGGAAUUGAUAGAGCAAGCAGUUCAGGCAAUACUAGAACAAGAAAAGGAAGACAACAGGUAUAUUACAGACUCCAAAGAUUACAACCCAGAACGGCCAAGAAAAUGGAAGCAAAAGUGGAUCAGCACUGUCAAGGAGUCGGUGAAUGAUAGAGUCAAAGAAUUACCUGAGGAUGAAACAAACAAUUCCAGUUCAUCUCUUUCACAAUCUUUUACAAGUCUGGGAAAAAUAUUCAAGAAGGACUUAACUCACAUAAUAUACCAUCUCAAGCAGCAUUAUCCCGAUGAUUUUGAUGUUUGCAACAGCUACGCACAACAUUAUCACCAGGCUUUCUUGGCGCAUACCAAUACCAUAACAGAGUUUGAACUUAGUGACAAGGAUAUCUUUUUUCUGCUGUGUUGGGUUCAUGAUAUUUAUCCAAAUGUUAUCCUAAAAGACCCACCUUUAGCUGGGAACAUAGAUGAGACAAGGUUAAAAAGUCUUUUAUCACCACAGAAAAUCAGGGACUACGAAAGCAGUUAUGUUUCCACUGAAGUGUUUACUGUAAAGACAUGGAUUAAUAAAAGUUUAGACCUGGAAGCCCAACUCUGGAAUGUUGGAAAAGAACCUGAGAAGCUGGAUGAAACAUACCAUACUGAAUUACACAUUGAUGUCCUACAGAAUUUUAGUGGUGGAAUAAGGAGAGCCAUGGAAAUAUCAGAGAGAUUGACAAAUAGACUCAAGCCACUUCUGGCAGCAGAAUUGGUGGAAUUUGCCAAAAGGUACAAGAGCCUAUUUGAAGAAUUCCUAGAGAAAAAUAAGAACCAACAAAAUUUAAGGCCUACAAUCAUCGUUAAUAUGAAUUGCUGCUGGAAUUUCAGGGACUUUGUAACACACAACUUUAAUGAUGCCCAGUUACAAAGACACAAAGAAAAUAUGAAUUCCAUCUUGCUUGAGUUUGAAGAUCUUGGUUACAAUGUCCUCCUGCAGAGUCUGUUUCAAGAAUUAAAGUCACAUUUCAAAAAAAUAUCCCAAGGUAAUGGCCUAUGCAGCUACAAGGUCAUGUCAGAAAUCAUCGAAAAAGUAGAAAAAUACAUUGAUCCUCUUACGACUCUAAAGACAUCUUGCCAUCAGGAAAUGAUUGGAAGGAUUCAUUUUUACCUGGUUACAGAAUAUGUCACAAGACUCAUGAAGAAAAAGGUCUGCCUCAAAAAUAUGGACCAAUUAAAAACUCUUGCCAACCAAAUCAAUGAGAGUGCAAAAAUGAUUGAUGACUUCUUUUCCUCGCAGGAUUCACCCAGAGUAUGGCUGAUACCUCUGAUUUACAAAAUUGCUGAAAUCAUCAGACUUCAGGAUAUAGGAGCAAUUCAGAUUGAAGUGGCAGCCCUUGUAGAAGAGUACUCAGAUGUUGGGAAAAAACACAUUGAAGGCAUUUUAUACAUAAAAGGCAACCUAAGCAAACAAGAAGUGAAAUCUGUCCUGAAUAUUCUCAAAUACAAUGGAACAAAGGCCAAUAAAAACCCACCAUUCUUCUCAUUAAUUAAACUAUCGUAAUCAUAGGCACUUCAUGUGACUCUGCCUUCCUAUUGGUGCUUGAGAUCCGAACCUUUUUAUGUGCAAUACUGUACCAAGAUGUGGCUGGAGCAGCUAUAUCAGUUUUGUUUACAGAUAUUAGGCUGUAGGAAAAGUGUGACUGCAAAGCAUGCUGGCAGCGUGGAAACAGUGUAUUGCUAUUAUAUAGUAUUAAUGUUUAGUCUGAAAAUACAUGUGUUUAUUGUAUUCUAUCUUCCAUUUUAAACCACUUGUCACAAUAUUACUAGUGAUUUACUGUAUAUGCAUGCCUGAAUACAGAUUCAUGAAUUAGCGCCUUAGGCUUACCCAUGAGAUUGUACUUAGUGUAGCAAAUCAACACACUGGUAAGGCUUGGUGUCUUGUUUUCUGUUGUAACCGCUAGCCCUACCACAACCCACUUCUCACUACCAACUAUGGCAUAAACAGGUCUGUUAAAUCAGUCAUACAAUGGGACAUUUUCAGUAAAAUAUUUCACUAUUUUUUUGUGCUUAUUGCACAUAUCAAAUUCCAUCUGAACAAAGGUCAACAACCUCCAUUUUUGUUGCUAGCCUCUGCAUAGCUUACUUUGAAUUGGUUUCCUGUUGUUAAUACAAUGUGAUUGUGUUUUAUGUAUUUCUCCGCGCCACGAUUGUUGGAAAGAAAAUAUAAAGGAUAAUCAGAGAAAUACAUAAACCUUACAAGGGAAACAUUUGGACCAAUGCGUUUGAUAUUUUUAACUGUUUUGGUUCAUGCAAGCUCUGAAGCAUUUAUUAUGGAUGUGUUAUGAUAAGCUUUUUUUCAGUUAUAUUUAUUUCAUUGCAUUUUGUACAUUAUUUGGAUACUAGAGUGUUAUAACGUGUUUUACAUAUUUAUUUUCCCUAAAACAUUUUAGCAGAUAAUAUUUGCCAUAAAUGUUAUUUUUUUUACCUGCACAUUAAAGAUAAUGUUUCUUAUGA
This is a messenger RNA of Xenopus laevis (African clawed frog), 3048 nucleotides long. It is a transcript of the gene tnfaip2.L, whose product is annotated as tumor necrosis factor alpha-induced protein 2. The transcript has 12 exons. The coding region runs from base 158 to 2095 and encodes 645 amino acids. Lineage: Eukaryota; Metazoa; Chordata; Amphibia; Anura; Pipidae. The record is from RefSeq and is a predicted model, not a curated record.